AUGAGCGGAAAGGCCCACCUCAGACUGCAAAAGGCUGCCGAGAAGUAUGGCUCCUUGGUCCGCGUCGGUCCCAACGAGCUAAGCACCUGUGAUCCCGACCUCUUGAGGAGGAUGGACGGUGCAAGAUCUACGUACAAACGGUCGACAUGGUACCUAGCCAUGAGGUUCGACCCGAACCGGGACAACGUUUUAUCCCAGAUGGAUGAUGACUUACACAACAGCCUCCGCUCGAAAAUGAUGCAUGGCUAUUCCGGUCGGGAUGUGGACGCCCUCGAGCACAAGGUUGACCGCAACAUUUUGGCUUUCAUCGACCUCAUACGGCGCCGCUAUCUCUCGACGCCGGGAAACACCAAGCCUUUCGACUUUGGACGCAAAGUCCAAUUCUUCACCCUCGAUACCAUCUCCGACAUCUCCUACAGCGAGGCAUUUGGCUGCCUUCCAACCGAUUCGGAUAGAUUCCAGUAUGUCGCGACCAUAGAAGACAAUCUCCCGGCGGUCAUGCUCAUCUCUACCAUGCCGAAAAUGAAUUGGAUUAUGGAGUCGAGCUUGGUAAAGAGAUUUCUCCCGUCUGAACAUGAUCAGUUCGGGUUCGGUCGGGUCCUAGGAAUCUGCAAAGACAAGGCCGCCGAGCGUUUUGGCCCGGAUGGGAAACAACAGCAUGACAUGUUGGGCUCUUUUGUCCGCCACGGCCUUACUGAGGAAGAGGCUCAGUCAGAAACUCUUCUCCAAAUACUCGCCGGAUCUGAAACUACGGCAACCGCUAUCCGCGCUACGAUGCUCUACAUCGUCACCCACCCUCACGUCUACUCCAGACUCCUCGCGGAGAUUCUCGAAGCCUCAAAAACAGUAUCCUGUCCCAUCACGAACGCUGAAGCCAAAGGGCUUCCCUACCUGCAAGCCGUGAUCAAGGAGGGGCUGCGCAUCUGGCCGCCCGUCGCGAGCCUCAUGACCAAGAUAGCUCCACCAGAAGGUGACAACUGGAAGGGGAUUCGGAUCCCCGGCGGUACGUGUAUUGGAUACAACGCCUUUGGCCUAUCCAGAAACAAAGACGUGUGGGGCCAUGACGCCGACGUGUUUAGGCCCGAGCGAUGGCUGGAGGGCACGGUGGAGGAGCUGCGAGCCAUGGAAUCGGUGUUGGACAUGGUGUUUGGGCACGGUCGGUUCAAGUGCCUGGGCCAGAACAUUGCGUACAUCGAACUCAACAAGAUCUUUUUCGAACUACUUCGCCAUUUUCAGCUUCAUGUUUUGGACCCGACUCGGGUCUGGGACAAUACAUGCAGGGGUGUCUUUGUUCAGCACAACUUUUGGCUGAUAGCCUCUAAGAGGGAAUAA
Messenger RNA from Parascedosporium putredinis, 1332 nucleotides. The record is from the annotation of a GenBank genome assembly. Lineage: Eukaryota; Fungi; Ascomycota; Sordariomycetes; Microascales; Microascaceae.